AAGUCUUCCAUUCCGACCUCAAGUCAAGUCAACUAGCGUAGUAGACACACAACACAACACAACACAACACAAAACAGUGCUUAAACUAACGGUACUAAAGACGAGACAAUGAAACUAGAGAACAAGUUUUUUGGCUCCCUAAUUCUGAAUGGCUUCCCACUCCAUUUGGGGCUUCCAUUUUCUACUCUCUUGUUUCAUGCUUCUUGUCUUGGCUUCUGUUCACCCGGUUUUGGUAGACCCCCAACAAUGCCCCCAAGAGCCUGAGCCCUGUGGAUUUCUCGGGAACAUCUCCUUCCCCUUUACAACUUCUGACAACUCAGAUUGUGGCUUCCAAAUAAGAGGCUGUGACCUCGAAGAUCAAGUUAAGGAAAUCCAAUUGACAGAUCAGGAAUGGUAUAAAAUUGAUAGCAUAUUGAACAGCUACGGGUACAGUUAUAUUAUAAUCCAUUACCCCGAUUUUGACGCUUUGUCCGCUCCAUGGACGCUUAAAAAGCCUUUUCAAAUCGAUAACAAUAUUACCUUCUCCAAAUGCAUUUCCAACCCCACUGAGAGCACAAUCCAUAAGCCUGACAUGUCCUUAUAUAGAAAAUGUCCUUACUUCGAUAUCUACUUCAGUUCUUCCUCUAAAAAUGGUGAUCCUCUUCCCAUGUCGCCCUUCCCCUUGCCCAUGCCCAGCCUUCCCUUCGCAUGUUUACUUUUUCAGUUUCUUCCACUUGGACAAGUAACCAUUCCCACUUGCCCUUCAUGUACAUUCCUAUUUUCUCUUCUCCAAAUUAAACUAGACUUGCCCAAAUCUUGUAUUCACUGUCAUCCACCAUAUUUUCAUCCACCAUCACCUGGACCAGAGCCAAAGAGCAAGGAGUCUAAGAAAACAGGUGUUUCUUCUGCAGGUUUAUCUAUUGGAAUACCAAGCGCGGUUGCAUUUCUUGCCCUGGUGGUUAUUCUUUGGCUGUACAAAGGAAGAAACAGAUAUAAAGGCCUCAAAAACCAGCCAAGAAGCGCUUAUUCUGCUUCCUUAAGAAACACAACGAUCCGAGAAAGUGGGGCUCUCUACUUUGGGAUCCCUGUCUUCUCCUAUGAGGAGCUCCAACAGGCAACCAACAAUUUCGAUCAAGCUAGGGAACUUGGAGAAGGAGGCUUUGGAACUGUUUACUACGGAAAGCUUCAAGACGGGCGUGAAGUUGCAGUGAAGCGUCUGUUCGAGCGCAACUACAGGCCAGUGGAGUCAUUCAUCAAUGAAAUUCAGAUCCUCACACGUCUUCGCCACCAGAACCUCGUGACCCUCUAUGGCUGCACUUCGCGUCACAGCCGUGAGUUACUCCUAGUAUAUGAAUACAUCCCAAAUGGCACUGUAAGUUCCCAUCUCCAUGAUGAUCAAGCAAAGCCAUGCCAAUUGACUUGGCCUGUGAGAAUGAAAAUUGCCAUAGAGACUGCAAGUGCAUUGGCUUAUCUCCAUGCUUCAGACAUCAUUCACCGUGAUGUGAAAACCAGCAACAUUCUCCUUGACAGUGACUUCAGCGUUAAGGUUGCGGAUUUUGGUCUCUCAAGACUGUUCCCUGAUGAUGUCACACAUGUCUCCACAGCUCCAAGGGGAACUCCGGGUUAUGUUGACCCGGAUUAUCGCCUGUGCUACCAGCUUACAACCAAGAGUGAUGUGUACAGCUUCGGUGUUGUGCUUGUUGAGUUAAUAUCAUCUCUCAAAGCAGUUGAUAUUAACAGGAGCAGGGAUGAUAUUAAGCUGGCGAAUCUUGCCAUAAGGAAGAUUCAAAAGGGGGCGUUUUGUGAGUUGGUUGAUCCUUCCCUUGGAUUUCAGUCAAAUGAGAAAUUGAAAAGGAUGGUAAUUUCGGUGGCGGAAUUGGCUUUUCGGUGUUUGCAAGGGGACAAGGAAUUGAGGCCCUCUAUGGUUGAAGUGUUGGAGGUGCUGCAGAUGAUUCAAAGUGGGAGAGAUGAGCCAGGGAAUCUUGAGGGAAUUGAAGUUCAUGGUACUGCUAGAGCUACACAAAGCUAUGCUCAUCCACCUCUGAUGCGGCCACACCAGCGCCUUCACCAAACCCAAUGAUGAAGGGGAUACUUCGUAUUUGUGGCUAUCCGGUUAGAAUCUGUUUGGACAUAAGUUUAGAAGAAUGUUAGAGAGUAUUUUAUACUAAAAAUAAAGGUUUUUUUUUUUUUUAAGUUCUCAAAACUACUUCUAGAUUGUAUUCAAAGCUCUUAGUCUUUGAUUUCUAAUGACUGAUACCGGAUAUUUGUUUAUUAUCCUCGUUGUACUAUGUAGACAAGAAUGAUGAUAUUUUGAUAGUGUCCUUAUUUAUGUUAUAAAGCUUAACCAUACAACUCAGAGGAGGAAAGUAUGAGCAAUUACGUUGUUAACAACUUUAA
Cajanus cajan (pigeon pea) is the source of this 2376-nucleotide messenger RNA. Its product is annotated as LEAF RUST 10 DISEASE-RESISTANCE LOCUS RECEPTOR-LIKE PROTEIN KINASE-like 1.2. Gene Ontology annotation, biological process: protein phosphorylation. Gene Ontology annotation, molecular function: ATP binding; protein kinase activity. NCBI's taxonomy places the organism in Eukaryota, Viridiplantae, Streptophyta, Magnoliopsida, Fabales, Fabaceae. The record is from RefSeq and is a predicted model, not a curated record.